Messenger RNA from Mizuhopecten yessoensis (Yesso scallop), 5115 nucleotides. RefSeq lists its product as uncharacterized. NCBI's taxonomy places the organism in Eukaryota, Metazoa, Mollusca, Bivalvia, Pectinida, Pectinidae. Gene Ontology annotation, molecular function: protein binding. The record is from RefSeq and is a predicted model, not a curated record. Gene Ontology annotation, biological process: signal transduction. Bases 173 to 2422 code for a protein of 749 amino acids. The transcript has 16 exons.
UAUGCAUUUCAUGACGGGUCGUAGCAAUGCUCUGGAUUUAAACGGAACAUUAUCCUGUGGAGGCACUGAGUGAAGAGUAAGACCAACAGCUGACCAACAUACCAUCGCAUUGUUCCCUCAAGUCUACACAAGUAUCAAAUUACAGAUCCCCUGCUGAUAUGAAGUAUUUAAGAUGAUCAGUCAAAUGGAGGUUUUAACGGAAGCAGAGGAUAUUAAACUCAACAGGUCCUCAACACAAGUGAUACUAAAUGCUGACUAUAAAGGGAGCAACCAGGAUACAUCGGACGAGGAUAACAUCACAGAAGAAGAGCUGACGGAAUCUGACGAAAACGAUGGAGUUAUCAAAUACGGGUCUACCAGUUCAGUAGCAUUUAAUCCAGAUUUUAGGAACAACAUGGAAGAAUCAGGCGAAGAUAGUUUCACCGAAGACGAUAUGGAAACAGAGAAUUCAGAAUCAGAACACACCGACCCAACUGAUGAAUCUGGACCUAAAGAUUCAGAAUCAGAACACACCGACCCAACUGAUGAAUCUGGACCUAAAGAUUCAGAAUCAGAAUACACCGACCCAACUGAUGAAUCUGGACCUAAAGAAUAUCCAAUGAUCGAAGGAAAUCUAGAUAAUGGAAUAAUUGUCCGAUAUCCGGAAAAUUAUAGAUCACAUUUUCCAUACGUAUCUCGUCCUCUCCAACUUCAAUCGAGAAACACACAGUUGGCGGAACUGAAAAAUACACUGGUUGGAUCGAAAUUAAUUACAGAUAUGUUUGGUAUAUAUGGCAAAUCUGCUACAGUUGAGGACAAAUUGGCCUCGAUACUGUUCGCAGACAAAUGUGAAGGUGACAUACGAAUCUCUGUAACUGUUAAAGCAAAGCUUUCGCCACACUUCCAAUACUUUGCUUUCCUCAGAAGAAAUGGAGAUUGGGUGAAACUGCCCGUACAAAUGGAGGGUAAUAUCGCUGAAUUCGAAGGAGGUACCUUUGAUAUUCUCUUUUUGACAUCUACACCAAUCAUUGAAACGAUCACACUGGGUCCCGAGGGAAAGGUGUUUACCUCUGAUUACGACAAAAACAUCAAGCUCAUCUUUCCACGUAACUGUGUCUGGGACACAGAAAUCUUACACGUUCAAAUAAUCCCCUCAAGCAAUAAUGGCCCGAUCUGCAUGGAUGAUCAACCCUGCAUUAUUGGUGCAACCAAAUCCAUACAUGUUGACCAUAGAAAGGGGAUAUUCAAACAGCAAAUAGAGAUACACCUGGAACUCUGCCUUUUUGACAACUCCACUGACCCGGAUCUGGCAAAAUACAACUUUGUUGAUGUGCAUGCUGUCAACAAGCAGGAAGGAGAAAUAGUUAUGCGCCAACUACCCACUGAGAGCUACACACGAGUUGUCAGAGGAUUUUCUCUGUGUAUGAAAAUAGACGACUUUGACAGCCACAGCAUCCAACUUGGAAUCCACGAUAAGAUGGUCACACAGACAGGGAAGCUGCGUGCUCGGAUGGCACAUGAUGAGAUUUUCCAUUGCCACAUUCUGGUGUUUAUGUCAGAAAAUAUACAUAAUUAUCAAGGGAAGAGUAUCCGUGUCGAAUGUGUUGAAAAUAAAGAUGUACAAAAAACUAUUGACAAGCUGCAUGCUAUGAAUUACGGCUUCAUUGAGCUGACAAAAUGUCGUUCACCGCCAAUUUUUAUCGAAGAUGGUGAAAGGAUACGGAUUUCUUUACACGGUGGAAUAAAGCUUCCCUGGGGAUUUAGAAAAGACCAGAUGAUUAUUUCAUUUCUCCGUGAAGGCCUUCACACACACAUUGUGUUUCCUGUGGUGACACAAUUCGGAAACAGGCCCUCACACUUUGGUUACAUUGACUUCGAUCGAGCUGAGGGUCAAAAGGAAAUGCUUUACCACACUUUCUUUGAUGUCGACUUCCCAUUCCCGGGUAUGAGAUUGGAACCCGGUUCAGAAACUGCAUCCCUAUCAUCAAUGGAAUUGAGUCCACAAUUUACACGGUCAGCACAAGGAGUAAUUUCAGAAGCAACAUCGUUGAAAUCAAUGAUCGGAUCAGGGUCUGAUUCAGCAAGCUCAUCAAAAGCUUCCUUGCCAGAAGGACAUACGUCCACGACAGCCAAUAUCAUGCUCAAGAUCAACAGUUCUCUAUCGGAGAUGCUCAUCAAUACUAACUGGAAAUUCGUUUUGAGAGCAGUUUUUUUCAGUGACAGUGAGCUUGGUGCAGACAGCAUAAUCUCGGAAGCUGAGAAAAACAACAGUGGCAAUGUGAGGGAGGCCAUAUACUCGGUAUUGACGGCUUGGACUUACAAGACAAACCAUAAAACGCCAAAAGAGAUGUUUGAUGCUAUCAUCCGAGGACUCAAAGAAGAAGACUUUGAACAAAUCGCCCUUACAUUGAAAGAAAGACAUGAACGCGAUGUUCAGUCAUGAUUCACAGAUAAACGCUGGCCGUUUAUAGAAAGAUCAGUAUAAAUAUGAAUAGCGCCAAUAUGAAAUUGAAACUAAAAUACUUUUUAUUACAUGCAUUAAGUUUUGAGAAAUAAUAGAAAAAAUAUGUUUCGUGAAACAUAAAAUUAGUUCGUCUUGGCUACAAGUUUUAUGACAUCAUCAAAUGAAAGGUAUGUUUGUGUUAAUAUUGUUUUUGAUGCAUUCAUUUGGUUAGAUAGAUAAGAGGAGGGACACUGGUACGUAUAGCAAAUACGUAUAUAUAUAGAAUACCAGAUAAGUGUUGGCUCGGCAUCCUGUUCAUCUUUUUUUAAUUAUGAAAGGUAAUCCCAAAUGUGAUUCCGUACCAACUGAUAAUUCUAUUUUUGUCUCUGUGGUCGACUUUGUUAUAUAAUAUUAAUAAUCCAUAAAUAUAUUAUGUUCUCAUUGUCCGAUAGAUAUAUGAACAGUUAAAACCUCAAAAACACGUAGAUCUAUAAAGCAUCAGCGCUUUUAUCCUCAAUCUUCAGACGUUUUACGCAUGGCUUUACAUAGAUACAAGUUAUGACGUCUAAAAUAUAUGGUUUAAUGUAUAUUGUAAUGGUACAAGCGUCUAAACACUGAUAAUGAAAGCGUUAAUGCUUUAUAGAUCUGCGAUUUUUUAACUUUCAUAUAUAUAUAUAUGCAAUUUAACUAACCAUCGUGAAUUGAGAAACUAGCGUAUACCAUAUUAUUAUAUCUUUGUUAGAAAAAAAAAUAAUUUUAACAUGUUAUUCUGUGUUUUUCACAAAACGGUACACAUUGUAACUAUGAUGUAACAAUACAAUGCCAUGUUCCUUUUCCGAUCAGAGAAAAUGACGUUUCUUGAUCGUAUGGUUUUUCAAAUUAACAUCAAUAGAAUGUUUCUCGUUCAUUCGUUUUACAUGUGAAUUGAAACAAACAUGUUUUUUUCUGUAAUUUUGACAGCAAUUAGGAAUAUGAAGAAUGUUCAUUUAACAGUUUAAAAUGUAUAUUAACCUGCGUGAUAAAUUGAUGAAAAGCUAUACCAUCAUACGAAUAAUUUUCAGUAUAUAUGCUUUUAUUUUACUUUUCAUCAUUUAAUAAUGCAAGAGGAAGCUCAAACUAUUUAUAAAACCAUAAAAUAGGAAAUGAACUCAUCAUUAACACAAAUGACGCAAUAGAAUUGAAAAGCGUAUAGAUAGGUUAAUCAGGGGAAUCAACCUGGAAUAUCAUUCACGUGAUUUUAUCUUGUGGCUUAUUUUCCGUGUCAUCAUUCCGUAUUUUUGUAAAUUAUAGUAAACGCCGGGUACAUUGUAAUAUCUAGGAGUGACGAUGGCAUUUCAACCCAAUACCAAGACGUUACUUGGAAAGUUUGUAAUGUACUGUAUAGUUAUUUCAAGGGGCUAAUAUUUCAUGGUUGUCCCGAUCAGAACUCUUUCGUGGUGAAUAAAUUUCGCGCAAUAACACUUAGUCAAAACUUUGUAGUCACUAGUUUUUCCAAUACAGUUACAAGGCACACUCGGUCUGCAAUUAAGCUUGAUCAGAAUGAGACAACCGUUCCGUCACGGACUUGUCUCAUCAACAAAUGAGCUUUGUUCACAUUUCAAUUAAAACAUGUUGGAAAGUGAGUUGCUUUUUCUUAAUUGUUUUAUAACAACCCUGGUAGGAAAAGGUUUGAAAUAAAAUCGACUUGACACUGCCACAUCAUGAAUAUCUGGCUUGGUCUACUUGAGUAUUCGGCAGUAAACAUUAAAACAUGUAAAUGGAUUAAUUGUGUUUCUGUAUAAAUUAACGACGCUUUUUUAAAGCUACGGUAAAAAUAUUCGCUUGAUUUUUAAUUUCGCGGAAUCUAUCUUCAGUGAGAACAUAGUGAAAUUAAAACCCUUGCGAAUAAUAGCAUCUGAAUAGUACAUCGGAAAACGAAUUUCAGAAAUAAAGCUUCCGAUACAAAGACAUACAGUUGUGUGAUCGCACAAUGCAUUAAAAUUACCUUGCACACAUCAGGCAUACAUCGUGUAUAUACCAUCCGCACAUAGUGCGCAAAACUGUGCGAUUUAACAAUCGAUCGCCCAUUGUGCGAUAAAACGCGUACAUUUGUGCGAUAUGGUACGAUAGGUGGAUCGAUGUAACGGAAUGAAAAACUAAUCUUGAAGACGCGAAUAAAAUGAGGCAAAUUAUACGUAUUUAAUAUCCGAUCGGUAAAUUUUGCACUUUAUCUAAUUCUUCAAUAUUUGUUACACAUUCUUGCAAUGACUAUAAAACAGUCAAUAAUUGAAUUGUUCUAUCAGGGAUAAAAAUGGUAUACGUACGUAGUGUAUCAGGUUGGGAUGAUUGUCGGUUACAGGUCAUCGGUGAUUUGACACUGAUCAAAACACAACUGAACCUUACUUGUGUUAACUAAUACUGUCAGGCUGUGUAAUACAAUUUCACACCUACUUCACGGUUGACUAGAUACAAAACAGGUGCCCGUUACCAGGUAAUUAACAGUUCACUAUUAUAACUGGUAACAUGUAAGACUGCUUUGUUUACAUUGUAUUUGUGUGUACAGUACGUAUAUUUAUGUAAAUAUACAUAAAACUCCGCAAACAGGUUCUUAUUUGAAGGGAGACAGCUACCUCCCAGAAUCAAAAUGUUGUGAAUUGUAGAUACAAUACCUAACUACGUGUCCUGUAUAUUUGUUUUCUUCAGAACAUCACAUG